UCUUCCUCGUUCAAGCUCGAUAAAAAAAACCCUCGUCUCCCUCCCUCGCUUGCUCGCUUCCGGCCGAUCUCCGAUCUCCGAUGCUCUCCUCCGCCGCCGCAGCAGCCGCCGCCGCCGCCUCGCCGCCGGGCUCCGACGAAUGGUCUCCGGCGUCGCGCUGAUCGCCGGCGGCUUGCCUCGGAUCCGACGGAUCUGACCCCCCGGCUCCCGGACGCGGCCCCCCCCUUCCGUCUUAUGGCAUCAGCCCUCCUGGCCAGUCGAAUCGAGCCGUCGUGGGGUGACCGGAAGGUGUAUAUGAGGAAAUACACCGCCGCCGUAGCCGCCGAUAAUCCCCUCUUCAACCCCAAUUCGAACCCUAACCCUAACCCCCCAAACCCUAGGCACGUCCACGAUCCCGCCAAUUUGCGCUUCCGCAAGGACGACGACUUCCCGCCCGCCGUCGACAAUGACAACACCACGGCCUCGUUCGCCCCACGGUCGAGAUUCGACGUCGCCUCCGAGUACGUCACCUUCAGCCUCGGGGGCUUCUCGAGAUCGGAGCUCAAGGAGCUCAAGAGGCGCCUCGUGACGGAGCUCGAGCAGGUCCGCGUCCUCCGGUCCCGCAUCGAGAGCACCGCGGCCCUCGAGGCCCGGCCGGUCUACCAGACCUCGCAGUUCUCGGCCACCCGCCCCUCGCCGGAGGCCGUCACGGAGUCCCCGAGGCUCAAGGACAAGGCGGUCGCGCUGAAGACGCACGCCGGGAAGAAGAAUUCGGGCAUUAAGCGCGGAAACCCUUUUGCGUCGGACAAGGAUCCGAAGAGACCCGUGAGGGACCCGGUCUCCGCCGCCGUCCCAGAUAAGUUCGUCGCGAGCAUGAUGAAGCGGUGCGGCCUGAUCUUGACGAAGGUUAUGAAGCACAAGCACGGGUGGGUGUUCAACACCCCCGUCGACGCGGUCGGGUUAGGGCUUCACGAUUACCACCAGAUAAUCAAGAACCCCAUGGAUCUCGGCACCGUGAAGACGAAUCUCGAGAGGAAUUUCUACCACUCGCCGCAGGAGUUCGCGGCCGACGUGAGGCUGACCUUCAACAACGCAUUGACGUACAACCCUAAGGGGCACGACGUGCAUCACAUGGCGGAGACGCUGCUCGUGCAGUUCGACCAGAUGUUCGAUCCUGCCUUGAAGAAAUACGAGAGGGAGCGGCAGAAGGCUCUCGCCACGGCAGAGGAGCCCAAGGAGCCAAAGGAGCCAAAGGAGCCCAAGCCCAGGGUUUGGGAUGAGGAAUUGGUCCCGGAUAGCACGAGGAGGGAGCCGGAACCAAUGCUGGUGGAGAAGAAGAGAAACUCCAGCCCCAAAUUCAACCCGGCACCUGCAUUGUCGAAUCAAGAGGCGUUGGUGGCUUCUCCGCAAGCGACGCAGCCGGCAUCAGUGGGUAUGCCUGCUAUGAAGCGACCGAAGUCGGUUAAGUUGCCCAAGCCCAAGGCAAAGGAUCCGAAUAAGAGGGACAUGAGCUUUGAGGAGAAGGCGAAGUUGGGGAUUAACUUGCAGAACUUGCCCCCUGAGAAAAUGGGUCAGUUAUUGGCCAUCAUAAGGAAGAGGAACAAGCAUUUCGCACAGGAUGGAGAUGAGAUAGAGCUAGACAUCGAGGCUGUAGAUACGGAGACUCUUUGGGAGCUUGACCGGUUCGUUUGCAAUUACAAGAAGCUAGCGAGCAAGAUCAAGCGCCAGGGGCUCAUUCAUAACCAGGUCGCUGCUUCAGAGAUCACCAACAAGUCGCCGGAUAGAGAAGUGUCUGAAGCUGUCGUACCGCAUAAGGGAAGGAGGGGAGAAGCUGGUGGAGAGGAGGAUGUGGACAUUGGGGACGAGAUGCCGAUGAGUAACUAUCCUCCCGUGGAGAUUGAGCGUGAUGCGAGAUCUAACACCUCUAGCAGUUCAAGCUCGAGCAGUGAUUCCUCUUCAUCUAGCGGGUCAGAUUCUAGGAGUUCUUCGGGGAGCGAUUCCGAGGCAGACAGCGUUCAAUCGCCCUUUGUCGGUUCGAAAGGAGCCCACGGGACUUGAGGAGAGGAGAGGAGAGGACGUGUUUCUUAUUUUGGCUGCUAAUUUGUGACCCUUGAGAAGAUGGGUCGGUGUAAAGUCCCUUGGCUUCAUGGAAAGAAAGCAUCUUGGUUGGUGGGUCGUGUUGGAGUUGGAGGUGAAGAGGAAAAGGGUUUGAAGGUCGACGUAUCUGUUUGUGCCUUUUGUUUGUUGCGAUUGUGAUAUGUUUGCUGCAACUCCAAGAAGGGAGAGGGCGAGGACUGGAUAAGGGGAAUGGGCAAGGCAAGGCAAGGCAAGUCGGUGGGGAUUGUGCUUAAAGGUGGCUGGACCAGAGAGAUUAUAUCUUGCCAGAGCAAGCAAGGAAGAACCAAGAUAUUGUAGGGACACGACUGUUUAGGAUUAGGGUAAUGCAAAAUUUGAGAAGAUAGGAGUAGGUUUUUCGUUUUAGUGUAGUCGUGCGGAAAAUCCUCGAAAUGAAUCACAUGAUGAUGAUCAAAGUAGAAUGGCCCGGAAAUUUUUUUGUACCAUACCACCCCCCAAGUAAGUAAAUCCGCCACAUGGUAUUCACCGUGGUCAAGAUGAUGCAUAGCAAGAAUGGAAAAACGUGUACAGAGAGAGUGAGAGAAGGGAAGAAUCAGAAAUGUCGAGAAAAAGGGAAACAAAUUUGCUUGCUUUGCUUGCUUGUUCUAGUGCUGCUUCAUCAAAUACCCAUGUGGGGCUUAAGAGCUAUAUAUUCUUCAGAUUUCCCUUGUCCAUGUUUGAUGUGUAUCUUGUGUGAUAAGAGAAAGCCUGUUAUAUCAAAAUCUUGUCUCUUCCCUUGCUGCAA
Eucalyptus grandis is the source of this 2839-nucleotide messenger RNA. Its product is annotated as transcription factor GTE2. Gene Ontology annotation, molecular function: protein binding. The coding region runs from base 235 to 2037 and encodes 600 amino acids. The record is from RefSeq and is a predicted model, not a curated record. The transcript has 3 exons. NCBI's taxonomy places the organism in Eukaryota, Viridiplantae, Streptophyta, Magnoliopsida, Myrtales, Myrtaceae.